AUGAAGCCUGUUUCCAUCUUAGCCCUCUUGUUUGUUCUCAUCUUUGUGCUCCUCGGAAUACCAACGAUAAAAGCCCAGCUACAUGAAAAUUGCCUUCAGGAAUACGUUCCAGCUAGCGCUGCCGAAUUCGAUGGUUUCACUUUAUGUAAGAUUCCGGGUUAUCCAUCUUCAUCCCCCUGCGCUGUGACUUGCCGGAAAACUAGGGACGCGACAAGCGGCAUGUGCUUAACAACAAGAGAAGGGUUGCAGUGCUAUUGUAACUUUUGCAGCAUAAGCCACAAGCAAAUCCGCUAA
Molecule: messenger RNA, 294 nt
Organism: Microthlaspi erraticum
Lineage: Eukaryota; Viridiplantae; Streptophyta; Magnoliopsida; Brassicales; Brassicaceae
Source: the annotation of a GenBank genome assembly